AUGAAUAAAUAAGAAUUUCAGACUCUUGAGGAGAAUAAAAACAAUUAGAUUUAUGGUGUAGCUCAACUUGAAAAUGAAAGAUUAAACUUUUUAUGGGGACUUUGUCAUAAAGGAGAUUUAAAAAUUAAUAAUGCUCUAAAUAUAAUGGAGGAGGAGAAGAACAAGGAAGAAAUUUGGGUUGAUUAAUAGAUUUAAGAAAAAACCUAAAAAUUGAAAAAUCUAAGGCUAUAGUUUUAAGACUUUUCAAAAGUUAAUCAAUAUGAUGUUACAUAAGAUAUCAAAAAUAUUGAUCUUUCCAUAAAAAAUAUUGAAGAUAAGCUAUAAAAUAAUAGAAAAUGGAAUUUCGAUUAAAAUGUCAAAUUUACAUUAUAAAGCAUAGAAAAAUUAAAUAAUUUGGUUUCUUAAAAGGAUUAACUGAUUGUAUAAAGAAACUUAGAAUAAUAUAAGGACAACGAUGAAAAUUAAAAUUAUAUUAAUUAUCUUCUAAAAUAUCAACAAUUAAAUAAGAAUAUUUAUUAAAAGUAUAAUUUUUACAAAAAAAUAUAAGUUUUGAAUAAAAUAGAAAAAGUUUAUGCAUCUAGCUUUAAUCAUAAUGGUAGUACUUUAGUGACUGCAGCAAAUGAUGGUUUAUACUUUUGGAAAUUUUAAGAGAAUAAUUAUACAUAUUUAUAUAAUUUGUGUACUGGAACACUCUAAGUAGAGAUCAUAUUUAGUAAAUUCUAAGACCUAUUUAUUACUCAUGAUCUUAUAGGUUAAUUCGGCAUAGUUAAAAUGAUAAAUGGAAAAUGGAAAUUGGAUUAAUUAAUUUAAGGACAUCAAGAUUAGAUUUGCUCCAUUAUGUUAUAAUAAAAUGAUAAAUAGAUUAUAACAGCUAGUUAGAAAAAUGGAAUUAAAAUUUGGCAUUUAAAUACAUUUAAUAGCUGGAUAUGUUAAUUUAGAUUUGAGUUUAAUAGCAAUAAUUUAUCAUAUUUGACUGGAAAUAAUGAAAAUUAUUUAGUUUCUGGGUCUUUUGAUGGUAAUAUUACAAUAUGGUAAUAUUAAGAUACAAAUGUUUAAAACAUUAUUAUUAAGAAAUUUUAAAGAGUUUUAAAUGCUCAUCAAAAUAUCAUUAACAUUAUUGCAUUUAUAAACAAAUAUAAAUUUUCAAGUUUAAGUUAUUAAAGUGAAAUCUUGAUUUGGGAAUAAUCACAAUCAAAUCAUUUAUUUAGUAAAAAAUAAGAAAUUAAAUUUGAGGGUCUUCAAUAUUGGAGUGUUUUCACUUAAAGAUUAAUUUUCAUUAAUGAUUUAAAUGUACUAUUUUGCUGUACAGGAAAUCAAAUUAAAAUCUUUAAAUUAAACAUAGAAGGAAAGUUUGACCUAAUCACUGAGAUUAUAAAAGAAAAAGAAAUAUAUGCAUUUAAUGUUACUCAAGAUGGAAUGAUAUUUACAUAUUCAAAUCCUUUUUCUUAAAAAUUAGUUCUAAAAAGAGCAGUUGAAAUAUAAUGA
This is a messenger RNA of Paramecium pentaurelia, 1485 nucleotides long. NCBI's taxonomy places the organism in Eukaryota, Ciliophora, Oligohymenophorea, Peniculida, Parameciidae. The record is from the annotation of a GenBank genome assembly.